Molecule: messenger RNA, 3132 nt
Organism: Brienomyrus brachyistius
Lineage: Eukaryota; Metazoa; Chordata; Actinopteri; Osteoglossiformes; Mormyridae
Product: partitioning defective 6 homolog beta-like
Exons: 3
Coding region: 233-1312 (359 amino acids)
Biological process (GO): establishment or maintenance of cell polarity; centrosome cycle; regulation of cellular localization
Cellular component (GO): cell cortex; apical plasma membrane; nucleus
Molecular function (GO): protein kinase C binding
Source: RefSeq, a predicted model, not a curated record
UCAGUUUUCCCGCAUGCGUAUGGCAAGUCGCCGAGGGAUGGAGCCACGGGCAUGGGUAUCGCGCAGCGGAGUGUCGGGUGAAAAGCGCGUGGCCACAGCGGACUGCAGUGAGUCAUGACUCACCUGUGCGCGCACCUGUUUGGAUAACAUUUGGACCCCGCUUAAGAUUCUGAAGCGUAAGGUGGACGAGGGAGGGUAGAACUCAAAUCUUACUGGGUCGUGGUAGUGAGAGAUGAACAAAAACCGCCGUGUGGCGAAUAAUCAAGUUCUGAACACCGUGGAAGUAAAAAGCAAGUUUGGAGCUGAGUUCCGGCGGUUUUCCCUGGAGCGCUCAGUGCUGAGCCACUUCCAUGAGUUCCUCGUGCUCUUGCAGCAUGUGCACCUCCUCACCCCCGACGAGGACUUGCUGGUGAAGUACGCCGACCCCCAGGGGCUUCUGCUGCCUAUUAACAAUGACGGCAAUUACCACAAAGCCAUUUCCUCUGCCCGACCUCUGCUGCGCUUAUUCAUACAGAGGAAAGAGGAAGCAGACCAGUACAUGUUUGUCACGGACGCACCCACAUGGAAGAAAAGGGCCCUGGCCACAGUGUUUUCACAGGGUCCAAAGCUCCAGAAGCAUGGUGUGGUCAUUAGCCAGCCUCGGGACUUCCGGCCAGUGUCCUCAGUGGUGGAUGUGGACGUGCUGCCCGAGUGGAUGCGGCGCGUUCGGCUGCAUCGGCGUGGCUCCGACCGCCCACUGGGCUUCUACAUCCGCGACGGCACCACCAUGCGGCUCACCCCCCAGGGCCCCGAGAGGGUCCCAGGCGUGUUCAUCUCGCGCGUGGUGCCGGGCGGUCUGGCCGAGAGCACCGGGCUGCUCGGCGUCAACGACGAGGUGCUGGAGGUCAAUGGCGUUCCAGUGGCGGGCAAAUCUCUCAACCAGGUGACCGACAUGAUGAUCGCGAACAGCCACAACCUAAUCGUGACGGUCAUGCCUGCCAACCAGAGCUACAACGUGGUGCGGGCCCCUGCAGCCGACUCCAGGAGACCCCUUGGCACAUAUCAGAACUUCCUCCUUGAGGAAAAGGAGGAGGAAGAUGAGAAGAGUGAGCUAGAGAAGGAAGAGGAGGAGGAAAGCGAGGAGGAAGACUUGGUGGUGGAGGCAGGGUGGUAUUCGAGACCUGUCCCUCGCUAUGAGCUGCACAUGGGCCUGAAGCAGAGUGGGCCAGUGGGCCCCAGCAGCAGCCUGGGCUCUCUAAGCAUAUCAGACAGUGAGCAAGGAGAGUUAGAGGAAAGCAGCCUGGAAGAGGAGGGGACAGUACUGACACUAUAGUCGCACACAGACAGGCGGAGAACAAAAACUCUAAUCCUGUCAACACAACUGUGAAGUUCACAAUACUCAUAAUAAUGCUAACAGACCCUGUACUGUACCACCAAAACAAUUCACCUGGAGAAUGAAUGCACACCCCCCACCCCUCCUCAAAGUCAUGUCUAAUUUUAAUCAAACUUGAUCUUACUCCUCAAAAUAUAAUUUUAUAUUGUUUGGUGAUACUGCUCUUGUUUGAAAUAUCUAAUAAUAACUGAAUGACUGACUGAUUCUGAAUGAGAAUGAAGUGAUGAAAAGUUACCAUCAGGUAUUUUUAAUAAAAAAUCAUUUUAAUUAUUUUAUAAGUACUUCUAUAAUCACUAGCGUAUAGCAAAACAAUCCGCACGUUUUAGUGACCGUGUAUAGACAUCAAAACAAAUGUUUCCAUGUUCAACUGCCUGUUGAUUUUUAACAAAUCAUAAUUCAGUGUUCAAAAUCGAGAAGGUACUAUUUAGAGUUGGGUAUAUGAAUAGAUAUCGCUGUAUUGUGGCUUUUCAUAAUUAUCCCUGAUGCUAUAUCUGUUCAUUUUUCUCACUUAAAUAUUUUUAACAUAUGAGCAUUUUCUUAUAUACUUAGAUGAGCCUUGUUUUGUUUUCAAUAUUAAUUAUAUGAUUUUAAGCCUUGGAAACUGGGCAUUCACUUGCGGUGCUAAUUUUUUUACAUUGUAAUCUUUCAAAACACUGGGCUCUACCUUUUCAAAUUAAUACCAUCGGUUCUUUGACCAUGCAACACAAUCAUAUAAACAACCAGGUCCGAUGUUUCAUGUUCUUUUCAUUACUGACGAAGGCCUAAUUCCGAAUCUGAAAUAGAUUAUUGUUUAUGUAGUAAUUUAAAGAGAAUUGUAAUGAGCAAACACCUGGUAGGACAUAAUGGAAAAGGAUUCAUCAGAAUGCGGAAGAUGUAAUUUAACCUCUAAUUGUUUUAUGUCAUGCAAUCUGAGUGUAUGCCACUGUGUAUUUUUUUUUAUCCUUGCCUUGUUUAACGAAGGUGGAGAACAUUCUUUCAGUCUCCACCUAGUUUCACUUGACUUCCAAUAGCAUGGGUCUAUUUGUCAUCAUUAAUAUUAGUUAACAUACCAUUGGAAGGACUUUUCAUCCAAUCACAAUGCUUCGAUCUUGAAAACACAGGCUUUCAGAUGGGUAAUGCAAUGGAUACAUUGGCAUAUUUUGAUAUUCAGAGUAACUAUACACAUAUACAUUGGCUAUUUACUUCCUACUUACUCCCAUUUACUUCCUACUUUAUUAUAAAUGAAAGAUCAUAUAGCAUUUAGUAUGUGAUUCUUUAAUUUACACCUUCAGUCGUGCAUCCACAGUGCCCGUCCCAUUUAGUACCACAGAGAGGUUACUGUCAGUUGGAAAGGUGAUGCGUAUUUUUGCUGGAAACCAGUGACCCAUCAGAGCAUGAGACAUCAGAAGAAAGAGAGCAGGCUGACAUCACACGUUAAUCUCCCAACCUACCGGUCUUUGGUUCUGAAUGUUGUGGACAGCAAUGUGAGGAUGUAUCGGUACAAAAUUCUUGUUUUUAAAAAUGUUGUUGUGACAAGUCAAGAUAUGAAUAAAAUGUCUGGUGCAGCAUAUUUUAAAUAUAAAAAGUUUUAUAGGUAAAUAUUUUAUGAAAUCAAUAUUGUGAAUAUCUUCCACAUGAAAUAUUACUCGAGAUAUUUAUAUGUAGAUUUUAGAGAAACUGAUUUUUAUGUGAAAUAUUUUGAGAUAAUGUAAUUAAUUUAUAUAUUUGAUACAAAUUUCUGACAAAAUCUGUACGCUCCAAAUGGUUCCUUAAGAUGUAUA